AUGCCCGAACCUAACCCGGAUUACCCAAACGGCUUCUCCGCCAACAAACGCUCAAAACCCCAACCCUCUACUUCGGCUACUCCGUUGCCAGUCCCGCUGGGGCACGUCUCGUUCCGUCUGCUCUGCCACGCGUCGAGAAUUGGCGGCAUAAUAGGAAAGGGCGGCAGCAUAAUAAGAGGCUUGCAGCUACAGACCGGAGCUAAGAUCCGAAUAGAAGAUGCCCCGCCCGAAUCACCGGAUCGAGCGAUAACGAUAAUUGGUGCGAAUACGCAAUCGGCGGUGGUAUUUAGUGGGAUUGAGAGUGGAAUUGAGGUUUCGAAGGGGCAGGAGGCGUUGGUUAGGGUUUUUGAGAGGAUAUUAGAGGUGGCGGCGGAGAGUGAUUCGGUGGCGGGUGGGGUGGUUUCGUGUAGGUUGUUGGCGGAGGUGAGUUCGGUUGGGGCGGUUAUUGGGAAAGAAGGGAGAGUAGUGGAGAAGAUUAGGAAAGAUUGUGGGUGUAAAAUUAAGGUUUUGAGUGAUAAAUUGCCUGCUUGUGCAGCUUCUAAUGAAGAGAUGAUUGAGAUUGAAGGGGAUGUUUCAGCUGUAAAGAAAGGACUUGUUGCGGUUUCUCGCUGCCUUCAAAAUUGUCAACCGGUUGAUAAGAUAAGGGUGACCAGCAGCAAACCUGGUGAGGCAGUUUCCAGAGUUUCUUUGGCUGAAGUGCGUGUAGAGAUUCCUCCACAGCAUUCAUUAGGGCUACCUACCAUUCCACAGCAUUCUUUGGGGCUAUCCACUGUACGAAAUAACUCCAUUAAUUAUGCAUCAGGAGUUCAUCCUUUGUCGUUGGAGUCCCACAAGGUCGGCACUCUGGACACAAGUAUACCACAACAGCAAGUGGUUUUCAGAAUUCUGUGUACUAAUGAUAGGGUUGGGGGCGUUAUUGGAAAGGGUGGCAACAUUGUCAAGGCUAUUCAGAAUGAGACAGGUGCUACAAUAAGCAUAGGACCUACGGUGGCAGAGUGUGAUGAGCGACUGAUCACUGUUACUGCAUCUGAGAACCCUGAGUCUCGGUACUCAGCUGCACAGAAGACUGUUGAACUUGUUUUCUCGAGGGUUGUGGAGUCUGGCAUUGAAAAGGGUCUAGAUCCAGGCUCAAGUAAGGGGUUCCCAGUUACUGCAAGGCUUCUAGUUUCACCAAGCCAAGUUGGCUGUUUGUUGGGAAAAAAAGGCGCUAUAAUUUUAGAAAUGCGUAAGGCAACCAGUACCAGCAUGCAAAUAAUAGGGGGCGACCAGCGUAACCCUAAGUGUGUGCCAGAGACAGAUCGUGUGGUAGAGAUUAUAGGAGACUUCAUGAACGUGAAAGAUGCAAUAUACCACGUUACUGGAAAACUCCGAGAUAAUCUUUUCUCUAGCAUUCUGAGCACUUCUGGAGUAAGGAGCAGUUCUUCUGUAUUAGCUGAGACCGGUCCCUAUGUGAGAUUGAUGGACCCAAUGAGGGAUGCCAUGAGGGAUACGCUGAGGAAUCAAUCAUGGGAACCACAGAGGGAUAUUUUGAGGGAUCCAUUGAGAGAGCCACUGAGGGAUUCAUUUAGGGAUCCAUUGAGAGACCCACUAAGGGAUACAUUUAGGGAUUCAUUGAGGGAAACUGUGAGGGAUCCUUUGAGGGAACCAUUGAGGGAUCCAUUGAGGGAACCAGUGAGGGAUCCAUUGAGGGAUCCAUUGAGGGAACCAUUGAGGGAUUCUGCCUCUUUUAUUUUGCAGCCAACUGUGGGUAUUUCUCAUAAUCUAAAUCAUCGAACUGCUAUAACACAGAGUAUGGAUCAUCUUGGACUUUCACAUAGUUUAGAUCGUCCUCCUUCACCAAGGCUAUGGGCAUCACAGACAAUACCUGGAGUAAAUCCACGGGGCAUAUCAGAUCUCAGCAGAGGAUUGCCUUCUUUUAAACCUGGCUUAGAGCAUGGCAGUGGAGGCAAGUCUGCUUUUGUUACAAAUACAACUGUAGAGAUCAUAGUUCCUGAAAAUGCUUUUGGCUCUGUAUAUGGGAAGAAUGGUAGCAAUCUAGCUCGUUUGAGACAGAUCUCAGGUGCCAAAGUAAUAGUGCAUGAACCUCGCUUAGGAACAAGUGACAGGUUUGUUGUUAUAUCUGGGACCCCUGAUGAAACCCAAGCAGCUCAGAGCCUCCUUCAAGCAUUUAUCCUCACUGGACAAUCUUGA
Messenger RNA from Dovyalis caffra, 2190 nucleotides. The record is from the annotation of a GenBank genome assembly. NCBI's taxonomy places the organism in Eukaryota, Viridiplantae, Streptophyta, Magnoliopsida, Malpighiales, Salicaceae.